AUGGAAAGCUGUUGAGAUGAUUAAUAACCAUGGAGUCGGAACUCCGCGACCUGAAUUCAAAACCGCCCAGACAACCCGACCCGAUUAGGGACGACCGUCCUCUCCUCAAGUCCGUCUCCUUCUCCGCCGCCGCCACUUCCACCGACGAACUGGAGAAGAAAUUCGCGGCGUUCGUGAGGCGCGAUGCGUACGGAACCAUGGGACGCGGCGAGUUACCGACGCGGGAAAAGGUGUUGCUUGGCGUUGCACUCGUGACGCUGGUUCCGUUGAGGGUGGUUGCUGUCAUGAUCAUCUUGUUGUUGUAUUACUUGAUUUGUAGGGUUUGCACGAUUUGCUUGGUCCCUAAUCGAGAGCAGGAACAAGAGGAUUUCGCGCACAUUAUCGGGUGGAGAAGAAUCGUCAUUGUUCAGUGUGGUAGAGCCCUCUCUAGGCUCAUGCUUUUCGUUCUAGGGUUUUAUUGGAUCACCCAAUCCUAUCGUAUUCCUCAUCUUCAUGAAGACCCUACCACCAUUCGGGAGAACAGAGGUCAGCUUGAAGAUAUGGGAAGACCCGGUGUAAUAGUUUCAAAUCAUGUGUCAUAUUUGGAUAUUUUGUAUCACAUGUCUUAUUCGUUCCCAAGUUUUGUUGCGAAGAGAUCAGUGGCUAAACUUCCUCUUGUUGGUCUCAUCAGUAAGUGCCUUGGUUGUGUCUAUGUCCAACGGGAAUCAAAGUCAUCAGACUUUAAGGGCGCUUCAGCUGUUGUCACCGAAAGAAUUCGAGAAGCUCAUCAAAAUACAUCUGCUCCAAUAAUGAUGUUAUUUCCAGAAGGUACAACCACAAGUGGGGACUUUCUCCUUCCAUUCAAGACUGGUGGCUUUUUAGCCAAAGCACCAGUACUUCCUGUAAUAUUAAGUUACCACUACCAGAGACUUAGUCCUGCCUGGGAUUCCAUAUCUGGGGUGCGCCAUGUGAUUUUUAUUCUGUGUCAAUUUGUAAAUUAUAUGGAGGUGACACGAUUACCUACUUACUAUCCCUUGCAGCAGGAGAAGGAUGAUCCCAAACUAUUUGCUAAUAAUGUGAGAAGGUUGAUGGCUAGUGAGGGUAAUUUGAUACUUUCAGAUGUUGGGCUUGCUGAAAAACGAAUAUAUCACGCUGCUCUCAAUGGUUUGUUUUCCCAAUGCUAAUUCGGCUUCAUGGUCAGUGUGUUCACUGUAGGGCUGUAUGAUGAAAGAAAAAGAUGGUAUAGAAAACCCUGU
This is a messenger RNA of Abrus precatorius (Indian licorice), 1235 nucleotides long. Its product is annotated as lysophospholipid acyltransferase LPEAT1-like. Gene Ontology annotation, biological process: phospholipid metabolic process. Lineage: Eukaryota; Viridiplantae; Streptophyta; Magnoliopsida; Fabales; Fabaceae. Gene Ontology annotation, cellular component: endoplasmic reticulum. The transcript has 9 exons. Bases 30 to 1163 code for a protein of 377 amino acids. The record is from RefSeq and is a predicted model, not a curated record. Gene Ontology annotation, molecular function: lysophosphatidylethanolamine acyltransferase activity.